GCUAACCGCCGCCGUGCUUCAAUUGUGUCCCAGCUAAACGUUUUUCUGUAUCGGUUCUGGUCUGUUUAAGCUCCGGUGUCGCUGUCUUCAUGUUGGCUCCACGGAGGAAAGGUCCGUGGAGCUACUGGGAAAUCGAAGCAACCGAGGACGACAAAAGUGCUGAAAGAAAUGCCCAAAUCUGAGCAAAAAACUGUGCAUACAGCUGGCGAUGUCCAGGCUGCUGGCUCUCAAUACAAUGAAAAGAGAAACAAACCAAAGCCUCCUAAAGGUCUGCAAACCCUGGAGCUCAGAGCUAAUCAAAACUCACGGAUUUGUAGAAAUACAAAUGAUUCAGAAAUGGCUCCCCUGGUGAAAGACUCUAAGCAGACGGACUUUACAGCUUACCUGCGAUUUGAUGAGCAUGGGAUGAUUCUUCCACACAGCAUCCUUGGCAGCUUGGAAGAUUUUCGAAGUUAUUUGGAAAGAAAAGGGGAGACAGAUUUGUUAAAGAAAAUCCCAAAGACUUUGUGGGAUCCUACAUCUGAGGCACCGAGGCCUUCCAGAGACACAAUAGGAAGAAGGAGGGUUUUAGACCAGAGAAGCACCCAGAGUAAUGCCCUGCAGCGAUGGGAUGAACACAUGACCUAUACCAGACGGAAGCAGGAAGAGUUAUCUCACUCCCUCAACAGGCCAGUGGAAACCCUGCUGAUGAAUCAAGCCAAACACUUCAGAGAAACUCAGGACCAAAGGGAAUGUCUAAACCGAGUCAUGCAAUUCACCCACUCUGGAUAUGGUUACCACACGGGCAGUGAGUUUUGGAGUCUCCCACAGCAUUACGGUGAUGAACUGAGUGGUAUUAGAGACACGCUGACUCAGACUGAAAGAGGCCAAAAGAAACCCAUCACAUAUGUUGGACAUCCAAAUAGCAUUCAAAUAGAAAUGGGAAUCCUUUCUAGUGAGACUGAGCGCCCAGCUUCUCGAUCUUGGGCUCAGAGUGCCUACUUGGAAGAAAAGUCCCAUGAGCUUCGAGACAUUCUGAAGGACAUGGACAUCAGGAAACCAGAUUUCAGCGAACUAGAGGUGAUUGGUACCAGAAUCCCUUUAAGCUCUUUGUCAGAGCCUCAAAGUCUACUACUGCAGAAGGAGGAAGAGAAGAAGAAAGAAAAUGAGAUGACUAAGGAACAAUUGGAAACACUAGCAGAAACAGAUGAUGUUCCCUUUAAGGCUUUGCCUGGUCCCGCCUUGAGGAUUCGUGAUCAGCUUGCAAGAUGGACUGGAAAUCAAACAUUCCACGAGGGAGAAGUCGGAAUCAGCACCUGUGUGGUUUUUGAAAGCCAGACUGGACAAGUUGUCUCAACCAACCUGGAGCUGCAAAAUGAAGGAAGUACAGUCAUUUUUUACAGCUGGCAAAAGCUUCCAAAGCGUCCAUCAAGCUUUUCUCACCUGCUUUCACAAAACAACAAUGUCCCCUUUUACUUCAACCCCUCCUCUGGUGUGAUCCUUCCCAGUGAAACCCAGAGGGUUGAGUUUAUAUUUAAGUCAGAGGAGCCAGGUUACUGGACUGAACUUUGGCAACUCAACACCCAUCCGUUGUUGUUGCAAGGAGCCUCAAUUCAGGUUCGGUUGAGUGGAACGGCCAUCCACGUGGAUGAAACUGCAGAUCUGAGAUGCUUUAUAGAGAAGAAGCUGGAAAAUGCUGUUGUGGAAAAACAGCUCCGAUCGAUUGUACAAGAUAUAGUCGAGGGAGUCCACACCCCUGAAAGGCCUAGCUCACCUGCAGAGCUUUACAUCACUGAACAACAGCUGUUCAACAACAAAAACCCCAAGGCUGUGUUGUCUCUGCCUGAUGGAGAGCCUAUCAAAGAAGACUCUUUGCAUCCGCAAUUUUCUGAACCACUUGAUGUAAACCACCAUCUUCUCACAACUGCCAUUACAGUGCGGCCACUGUGGACGAAACUUCUGGACUCAAUGGCUGAUGAAGCCAUGAGGCUGAGAGAUGGGAUGGGCCUUCCAGAGAAAGAAACUUGGGAUGACAUGGCUUCUCAGUCACCCACAGACGACAAGAUUCACGACAAGCUGGAACCGACUGCCAAAGAGGACAAGAGUGGCUCAAAGUCCAAAGACACCCGCAAAUCAAAGGGCUGGUCACCAACAGCUGGCAGGUUAUUGGAGGAGGAGAGAAAAAAGCAAGGAAAGCACCCAGAUUCUGUGGCUGAUAUCAGUUCAAAGAGAACCAUGCAAAGCCAGAGUGUUGAUUCAGAGACAAUCCUUACCUACAAAACAAUCCUGCAUAAGAAGGUUUAUGCCUUGGUGGAAGACUUUCUGGAUAAUCUGUGUGACCUAAUGGACGACCGUGAUCUACAGAGUGAAAACUGUUGCGCCUAAAAUGGUGGCAAAAAAUGUUUUAUGUUUGUUUUUGUUAAGUGAAU
Messenger RNA from Cyprinodon variegatus (sheepshead minnow), 2408 nucleotides. It is a transcript of the gene mycbpap, whose product is annotated as MYCBP associated protein. Lineage: Eukaryota; Metazoa; Chordata; Actinopteri; Cyprinodontiformes; Cyprinodontidae. Bases 169 to 2364 code for a protein of 731 amino acids. The transcript has 18 exons. The record is from RefSeq and is a predicted model, not a curated record.